Trichoderma gamsii is the source of this 2787-nucleotide messenger RNA. RefSeq lists its product as hypothetical. Gene Ontology annotation, molecular function: monoatomic ion channel activity. The transcript has 5 exons. The coding region runs from base 1 to 2787 and encodes 928 amino acids. Gene Ontology annotation, cellular component: membrane. Lineage: Eukaryota; Fungi; Ascomycota; Sordariomycetes; Hypocreales; Hypocreaceae. Gene Ontology annotation, biological process: transmembrane transport; monoatomic ion transport. The record is from RefSeq and is a predicted model, not a curated record.
AUGCCUCGCAGCAACCGCUGGCGCAACAUUGAUCGCCUCCUUGGCUUCAAUAGACAUGGCAGCCACUCUGGCCGUCACUGGCUUCACGAAGAAGAGCGUGCUCUUCUUCCCCAUAUUCGCAAUGAGGAAAUAGACUCUGCCAUUGUCCCGGCCGAAGUUACAAAAGUAUGCCUUCGGCUAAGGCACCUGGUCCAAGAGUGCGUGCCGUGCGAGAUGGAAGAAAGUCGAAUCACAGAAGCACACAGCCGCAUCAUCACGCCACACGUGGUUCGGGCUGCCAAGGAAGCAGGCGGUCAAGAGAACAAGGGUUGUGUGGUCUACUCUUUGCUCGUCAAUCAACGCUGGUUCACGCAUGAAGCCAAUGUCGAGCUCUGGGAUGCCAGUCUGCACAAUCUCCGAGCAGAAGCGUGCGGCGUCAUAGCAAAGGCUCUUAUCGAGGAAGAAGAGGACACUGCGUACCUCCUACACUCCGUGCUAUUGCGUCGAUACUCGUAUAUUGCAAACGGCCUUCCAACUCCUCCCGUCAAUGUAAUUGAAAAGGCCGUUGACUUGCACGCCGUUCGAGUCAUUGGAUCUUCAGGAUACCAGAAAUGCAUCAGCUAUCUAUGGCGUGGUUGGCUAGUCCAAGACGAGAACGAUCCGUCCGUCUUCGUGGAUUAUGAUAAGAAGGAUAAUACUAGAUUCUUUGUUCAUAUGGACCCGGACCGGAUGCGCAGCCCCAGAAACCAAAAUCUUGCCCAGAUUUUGUUCUCGCUCAUCUAUCUUGCCCUCUUUACAAUUGCCAUCAAUACCGUCAACGCUAGUGGCGUCAUCGAUAUCGCUGAAGCAGCCUUGUACGCUUUUACGCUUGGCUAUGUCUGCGACGAACUGCUCAAGGUUUACAAAGCCGGACCUCAGAUUCUGGGGUUCUGGAAUGCGUUCAAUGCUAUUUUAUAUGCGUUUUUGACGGCUUCUUUUAUAUUCCGCAUCAUUGGCUUGACCUUUGCAACUCACACGGAUGGUCGGAUGUACUACAGCACCCUGGGAUACAAUAUUCUGGCCUUUACGGCCCCCAUGUUUUGGUGCCGCCUCUUGCUCUACCUGGACAGCUUCAGGUUCUUUGGCGCAAUGCUCGUGGUUCUCAAAGUCAUGAUGAAGGAGUCUGUGAUAUUUUUCGCUCUUCUCAUCGUCAUAAUUAUCGGCUUCUUGCAGGCUUUCAUCGGCCUUGAUCUUACCGACGACAAUGUGGCUGAUGAUGUAGUGUUCAUCAUUGAGUCUAUGAUGAGAGCUAUUCUUGGCAGCCCAGAGUUUGAUGGCUUCGAUAGCUUCGGGCCACCUUGGGGUGCUAUUCUGUACUAUUGUUUUACAUUCAUCGUCAUGGUCAUUCUUCUCAAUAUCCUCAUUGCACUCUACAACUCUGCUUAUGAGGAUAUCUAUGACAACGCGGAUGAUGAAUAUCUGGCCCUCUUCGCUCAAAAGACAAUGCAAUUUGUUCGGGCCCCAGAUGAAAAUGUCUAUAUUGCUCCAUUCAACUUGAUAGAGAUUGUAAUCUCGGCUCUAUUUGAAUGGUGGAUGAGCAAGAAGCUCUACGAAUUUGUCAAUGAUUGCGUCAUGGGCUUUUUGUAUUCUCCACUUCUCUUGAUCACAGCCUUCUUCGAGACUCGUACUGCGUACGCUAUCCGCCGCAAUCGGGCUCGUGGAGAAGAAGAUGAUGAUAUCAUUGAGGAGUGGGAGCAGUUGGCACACGAAGUUGACUUUGGAGACGAAGGCUGGGCCAAGAAGUGCGAGGCUGUCAAACCCAACUUGGAGGUGGACCCAGCUGUUCUUGAGAUUAAGAAGCUCCGAGGUGAGAUCGCCCAGCUAAGGUCUAUGCUGUCUGAUAUUAGUGAUCAUGUCCAAUAUCCGACCAGCCAGGAUACCAAAAUUGGAGAUGGCAGCACCCACGAUGAAUUCAAAACCUCCUACUUUGAAUCUACACAUGAGGAAAGCGACCCUGCUGGUAAAACUGCAAAGGAUGCGGGACAUGAGCAUGCAAGCACAUCGGGUGAUACAAGAGAGGAACCAGGCCAGAGCAGCUCCGGACAGUUGAUUGAAACUACUGAAGAAUCUGCAAAGCCAGUCAAGCCGUCUGAAGAAUUGGCUCAGCUAACCGAGGAACCUACGCAUCCUUUUACACACUCAUCCGAGGCUGAACCGGAGGUUGAACCGGAGGCUGAAGAAGAGACUCAAGAUGCACCAGCCACCAAUGAAUCCACAGCCCCCGAGGAUGCCCCUUUCAAGUCAUCAGAAGACAUCGCCUUUGAUUCCUCUGAGGAUGUUCCGUUCAAGACGCCUGACGAUAUACCACCUGAAGCCCCUGAAGCGAUGCCCUUCCAAGCUCCAGAAGGUGCUCCCCUUGAGACUCCCGAGUACGUUCCAUUCAUGGCUCCUGAGGAUUUGCCAACAGAAACUCUUGAAGGCGCAUCCUCCAAGGCUCCUGGAGUUGAAGCCCCCAAGGCUCCUGAAGCUGUAUCGUCCAAGGCUCCCGAAGAUGAACCGUCCGAUGCUCCUGAAGAUGUGACGCCUAAGCCCAGUGAAGGGCAAGAUCCAUUCGAGGCGCCUGAAGAUACAUCAUCCAAGGCUCCUGAAGCCGCAACACCGGAACCUCUUGCACGCGCUGACACUGAAGAGCCUGAAGCCGAAGAUGCUAGUCCUGACAGUCCUGGUGGAGCUGCAGCUGAGGGUGGACAGCCUUCUCAAGGGGGGAAGAAGAGAAGACGGAGAAAGAAGAACAAGGGAGCACAAGGUGGCCCAAGCGGUGGUAGCUAA